AAGAAGGCGAGCGGGGGAAGAAAGAGGGCGAGCGGCUUGCCCGGGGGGAAGGGGGGCGGCUGGCGGCACUGCCCCCAGCCUCACGGCCCCUUCCCGGGGCGCCUUCUGCGGAGACUGAGGCGGGCGCAGCCCCUCGGAGGGGAGCGGCGGCGGCCUGAGGGAUCAUGUUUCGUUAAAAGUGCUGAGGAGCACCCAGAACUCUGAAGACAACAGUUUUGUGCAAGAUAAGAAUGUUCCUUAAAGAAGCUGAUGGAGGAUAGAGCUCAAGAGUGCCUGUCAGACACUGGCAGCAUAAGAUGACACCGUAGUCUAGUCUGAAAUUGUAUCAUCCGUCCUGCGAUGGAAGCAGAAUCAAGUUCUCUAAACCAAGGAUAGCGGUCCAAGUACAGAGAGACUGUGGUCCAGACCCCAGGAGCGGCUACAUGCUUUAACACCCGUUGAUUUAGAAACAGGAAUAACAUUUGGAUUCCGUUUUGACACACACUGUCUACCCAGACAGUAUUUCUUGUUCUUGGACCUAUAUAGUUCUUCUAUGCUAUGUUUGUAUUAUAAGUGAAAGAUGCUGUACCGAGGCUUUACAGAGGUGUCCUGAUUGGGCUUGUGAUGCAAAGUGUGUUGGCAUCAGCAGAAAGAGUUGUAUUGGUUUCUGUGGGCUUUGGAUGAAUGUGCCUGGUGAUGUGCUUUAGAAGUUAAUGGUGCACCAUAUAAGACUUGGAUGAAGAGCACUGUAUCCUCUGGAUAAACAAAAUACAGCUUUGGUCCCACUCUUAGUAGAAUUUGUAAAGGAGGAAAAAGUCCUUGCACUUUGUUAGAGGAUUCUAGGGCAUAAAGGACGUAAACAAUAAUCCCAGAGGUUCAUCUGUCCUGGAGCAGACAUUGAAACUAAGCUACUAUGUGACUAAAAGAACUGAGUGCGUCUAGUGGUCUUUCCAAUCCAGCUGCAAUGGAGUCCAUGGAUGAAGCUGAAGGACAACAAGGACAGCUGAACAGGAAAGAGCAGUCCCUGAAAGCCUCCCAGAAAACAGCACUGCUUGGUUGGGCUGCCUGGUGGAAUGGAUUCAUGACUGGAGACAGCAUGUGUCUGUUUGUCCUCUCGCAGAUACUGCUUCUCUGCAUGAUGCUGUGGUACAGCACUUAUGGGACCAUCCCAGCAGCUCAGAAUGCCUUUGACCUGCUGUCUUACCUGCUUACCCCAUUUGAACGAUUUUUGUCAGGUCAGGGGGAGGACCUGACUAGAAUUGGGAGUGUUGUGGUAUCAUAUAUCCUGCUCUCUUUAGCAUCUCUAGGACUGCUACUUGUAGGAUCUCUGUUUUGGCAUCUGCUCAGAGCCCGUCCAGAUCCCCCCUUUCCGCUACAAGAGGACAGACGCCAAUCUGUGAGCCGGCAGCCUUCAUUCACGUACUCAGAGUGGACAGAAGAUAAAAAUGAGGAUGACUUCCUAGAUUUGGAUCCCGUACCAGAGACCCCGGUCUUUGACUGCGUAAUGGACAUUAAAGCGGAGACAGAUCCAGCUACUCUAACGGUUAAAUCCGUGGGCUUGCAAGAAAGGAGAGGUUCAAAUGUUUCACUCACGCUAGAUAUGUGUACCCCAGGCUGUUCUGAGCAAGGUUUUGGCUAUAUCAUGUCACCACGGGAACAGUCAGCUCAAGAAUACCUCCAGACAGCAUCAAACAUUCUUACUGAAGAGGAACUGCACAAGAAAGCACUGGAUCCUUUCAUACUCCAGGCAGAGUUCUUUGAAAUUCCAAUGAAUUUUGUUGAUCCAAAGGAAUAUGAUAUUCCAGGCUUGGUGCGGAAGAAUCGCUACAAAACAAUUCUCCCAAGAUACAUCAAGUGUGCUGUCACUACCCCAUAUUGUCCACUGGCUGUAUUUAUGAAGCAGCGACAUAGCUUCAAAGCUAAAUCAAAUUUCAAAAGAGAUCCUCACAGCAGAGUGUGCCUUACCUCAGCUGAUCAGGACGACCCACUUAGCUCUUACAUCAAUGCUAACUACAUCAGGGGCUAUGGAGGAGAGGAAAAGGUAUAUAUUGCUACUCAGGGACCGAUAGUUAAUACUGUCAGUGAUUUCUGGAGAAUGGUGUGGCAGGAGCGUUCUCCCAUCAUUGUCAUGAUUACCAAUAUAGAAGAGAUGAAUGAGAAAUGCACAGAAUAUUGGCCAGAGGAACAGGUCACCUACGAAGGAAUAGAAAUCACAGUUAACCAAGUCAUACAAGCAGAUGAUUACCGUUUAAGGCUCAUCACCCUAAAGAAAGGAGAAGAAGUCAGAAACCUGAAACAUUACUGGUACACAUCUUGGCCAGACCAGAAGACACCAGAUCAAGCUCCCCCUCUGUUACAGCUAGUACUGGAAGUGGACGAGGUAAUGCAGAGUGCAGAAGAGAAGAAUGCCCCAGUGAUUGUUCACUGCAGUGCAGGCAUCGGGAGGACAGGCUGCUUUAUUGCAACUAGUGUCUGUUGUAAACAGCUGAAGAGUGAGGGCAUAGUUGACAUAUUGCGAACAGCCUGCCAGUUACGGUUAGACAGGGGAGGAAUGAUCCAGACUUGUGAACAGUAUCAAUUUGUCCAUCAUGUCAUGAGCUUGUACGGAAAACAGCUUUCUAGAGCAGCAGAAGAAUAAGUGUUCAUGAUAUUCCUAAAGGCUAAAACCAAGAGAACUUUUGACUGCAUUCAGAUAUAUUUCAGAUCUGAUAAGAGAUGCAUGGUAACCUGGCUGUCUUAGCUGGAGAGAAAGAUAUAUUAUUUUACUUUGAUAUUGCUUUUAUGCUCUUGUUUGCAUUGACAUUUAAGAGCUGAGGUAUGCCUUGUCUUAAACAUAUGUGACAGGACAUAAUCUUCACCAAAAAAGGCUUAUUUAUACUGUAAAUAAGGAUAGUAGCUUCAUUUGUUACAAAAUCAAAAAGAAAAAAAAUCAGUCUUCAGUUUGCUAUUUUUAAAAGAUAAUUGCUAUUCUAUCCAAAUACAGUGUGAAACUUUUUGAAUUGUCAUGCUGAAAUGUGCCAUAUGUUGACUAAGCUUGAAAGUAACUUUUUGCCUCUUUCUGAUUGUUUUUACAUAUAAAAUUACCAAAUACUGUGUAUAUCGUAAACCUUCUGAGCCUCUGCAUUGAAAGAUUCAAGUAGAUUCAUGUUGAAAUGUUUCACACGCCAUGUUUGCUUGUUUUUUGUUGUUGUUGUUGUUGUUUUUUUUUAAAGCAGUCCCCCACCAGUGUUAUCAGAACUAAAGGGAAAAAAAUGAUUUCAUUGAUGUGAGUGAAAUUCUUGCCUCCAGUUCCUACCAGCAACAUACCUUGGUAUCCUUACAGCUGGGUGAAUCUAAGGUUGAUAGGGGAGAAGUUAAUCUGAAUUCUUCAUAUUUUACCUUUCCUUUGUCAAUAUUUUGGCAUCUCACCAUGUAGCCAGAUUUGACUUUUGCAAGUAUUUUCUCUUUUUGCAUAGUGAAAUCAUAAUCCCAAUACAACUUCCCCAUAAAUUUGAGGAAUUUGAGGUGAGGAAUUAUUAUUCUUUUAAUUCAGUUCAUCUUUAUUGAAAAAUGAAUAACAGAAACACUUGUGUUCUGAAUUUAAACCUGUUUCAAUGCUUUGAGAGUAACUGGGUGGCCAGUGCUCAUUAAAACUAGUAUGACUAGAAAUGAAAAUCUUAUAGGCAGCUUCAAAAAAAAAAAAAAAAAAGCCUAAAUCUGUUGGCUGCUCUUUGAUACGUUUACCCUCAAACCCAAUUGAGACAAUUGUUAGCCCAUUAUAAUCACUAGUCCAGGCAACAGCAUUUCCUUUAAAAUAAUAGACUACUGACAGACUGCCCAUGCUUUUGUUUUUAGCCCUUAGUCUGGCUAUGCAGGCUUAAGUUUGUGUUUAAUGCUUAGAGGUAAGCACGUUUCAGUUCUCUGAUGAGCAGAGAAAAAAGGAGGUACGUAGGACCCUUUAUAUGAAAGAUGAGUGUUUUGUGAAUAGAAGCUGUAAUCAUCUAUUACAAACAAUUUGCUUCUCUAUUUGUGACAAUAACCAAAACCCACAGGUUUUGUUAGUGCAGGAGAUUCUCUGAAUUUACUACACCUCUUUAUCAGGAGAAGGGAAAGCAGCUCUCAGAACAGUAAGGGCUGAUCCUGCUCUCACUGAGGUUUUGCCAUUGACAUCAGCAGGUGCAGGGUAGGGCCAGAAAUGUUAUGCCUACAACUUCAUCACUGUGCGGAAAGCUUCCCAGUAUUUCAGUACACAUCCUUAAUGUUUAUUCUGUAUCCAUGAACCUGUAAAAAAUCCUGUCAGCAGGGUUUGCAUGAAUGUGUGGCAAAAUGUGUUAUCUUUAAACCACUUGAUUUUAUUGCUGUAUUUAAAAUAUUUCCUUCAGUGAGAAGCUAGCAGGAAGAACUGGCAUUCUUUUUAAAAAUACUGGCGGUAGUCAUUAAAUAGAGCAAUAAACUUAAGCUUUUGAGCAUAACAUGACUGUUAGUUUUAUGUAAACCUUGCUAGCUAUGUUCUUCCCAUUGCUACUGAUCCUUUCAAAAGGGUAAUGCUAUUUUGUCUGAGCACUCCUUAGAAAUAACAAAAGCACCACUGAUGUUCUGAAUAGCAUUGUAAGUGGAAUUCCCUAUAAAUAAUGUUUUCAGCUGUUCAGUGCCCUUCAGUGUCAAAAUUGACUCAGUGAAUAAAAUGACUUGUUCUG
Molecule: messenger RNA, 4655 nt
Organism: Cygnus atratus (black swan)
Lineage: Eukaryota; Metazoa; Chordata; Aves; Anseriformes; Anatidae
Gene: PTPN5
Product: protein tyrosine phosphatase non-receptor type 5
Exons: 19
Coding region: 944-2617 (557 amino acids)
Biological process (GO): protein dephosphorylation
Molecular function (GO): protein tyrosine phosphatase activity
Source: RefSeq, a predicted model, not a curated record